AUGUUGAUUAAGGCGAUCGUUCUCUUGGCAAUCAUUAAUUUCUCAUCAACAAAUCCGGUCAGUUCUUAUUAAUGUAAAAUUAGAGGCCGAAGAAACUAAUUACAGGUGUUUUCGGUUUAUGAGAGAGUUAGCUUAAAUCCGUCAAUUGAAAUGAGAGAUAAUAAGCUAGGUAAUGCAUAUCAAAACUGAACUGAUUCAUUUUCAUUUCUCAGAAUUGAUAAAAAGAUCCAUCGCGCGGUUAAACCAGAUCGCAGGUUUCGAUACCCUCGGUGAAAUGGGCCUUGGUAAACGGAGUUCGGGAGACAGCGAACAGGCUGGCGAGAAAAGAUCUGCUCUGAAUACAUUCGAUUCUUUAGGAGGUCAGUGAACAAUAAUACACAGUAGUAACUUUCUUCAUAGGGAUGGGUCUUGGAAAGCGAUCAAGCGUAGUCUCGUAUCAGGAUUCGUUGAGUUCAUUCGAUACGCUGGCUGGAAUGGGAUUUGGACGGAAAUGA
This is a messenger RNA of Caenorhabditis sp. 36 PRJEB53466, 494 nucleotides long. The record is from the annotation of a GenBank genome assembly. NCBI's taxonomy places the organism in Eukaryota, Metazoa, Nematoda, Chromadorea, Rhabditida, Rhabditidae.